UACACUUUGCUUCAUCGAGCAUAAGAAAAGACAGGAAUUUCUUUUUAUUGGUGAAGAGGAAUUAACUUUGAUUCUAUUGAUAUUUUCGAGUUCUAUAGAGGGAUAUGAUGAAACUAUUAACUAGCCUUUACUGUUUAUUAUACUAAAAUUACCAUGCAAAAUGGAAAUGUUUACUUCAAAAAGUGUUCUUUACUUCCCUUGGUAGCAAUGGCAUGUUCUGCAGCAAUACUUUUUCCCUUUCAUUGAAUCACAAGAAAGUAUUCAAAAAUUAAUCCAGAUAAAAUAAUUUGCCCAUAAUCUCAGAGGCAAAAAGGGGCCAGUCAGGAUAACAUUAUUUAUUAUGAAGUAUGGGCAUAUUUCCUGCUCCUAUCCUACCAUUAUCACUGACCGAAAGAAAGACCAAAGGAAUAGAGAAAUAAGCCUCCUUCACCUUCCAUGGCUUCCGUUGCCAUUUCUGCCUCAUUGCAAAGAGCUUGCAGUUCAAAUCAUGUCACCAAGAAACAACAGCCUCAAGCAAGACCUGCACGCCCUCUCGGGACAAAGCAGGUAACCCAUGUCGUUACUCUAAAUGUUGAAGGCCAAAAAGGUUUAAGCAUAUCUGAACAACAAGAGAAGCCUCCUUUAGACGCUAAUGGUUCAAAGAGAGCUGAUGAUAAAUCAGAUCAUGGUCCUGAAGCAGAAUCCUCUACUCCGACAUUUAUUGACGAGCGCUGGCAGAUGGGAAAUUGGGAUCUGAAUAUGUUCGUCAAGGAUGGUAAAAUUGAUUGGGAUGGUCUUAUUGAAGCAGAAGCAAAGAGGAGAAAGUUUCUUGAAUUGUAUCCAGAAGCAUCUACUAAUGAAGAACCAGUGCUGUUUAGGAGUUCCAUUAUACCUUGGUGGGUGUGGCUCAAAAGGUCAUAUCUGCCAGAGGCAGAGCUAAUAAAUGGUAGAGCUGCAAUGGUGGGAUUCUUCAUGUCAUAUGUUGUGGAUGCAUUGACAGGGCUUGACAUGGUUGGCCAAGCUGGAAACCUGGUAUGCAAAGCAGGACUUCUUGUGACGGUCAUUAGCAUAAUUCUUCUCAGGCGAACUGAAGAUUUUAAGAACCUGAGGAACUUGGCUGAUGAAGCAACAUUGUAUGACAAGCAAUGGCAAUCAUCAUGGAAAGAUCAAAAUGCAGCGAGCACUAGUGGCUCAGAGAAAACUGGAAACUGAAAAUUUAAGUUACACUGUUUGCAUAUUAUGUAUUAUUUUCCCAAAGAAAGAGUAAACGCACUGCAAGUAUCAUGGAUAUCAAUUUUAAGCUAUUUCUAUUCAAUUUCUUAUUCGAGUGUGUGAUUA
Molecule: messenger RNA, 1317 nt
Organism: Ricinus communis (castor bean)
Lineage: Eukaryota; Viridiplantae; Streptophyta; Magnoliopsida; Malpighiales; Euphorbiaceae
Product: light-harvesting complex-like protein 3 isotype 1, chloroplastic
Exons: 3
Coding region: 436-1191 (251 amino acids)
Source: RefSeq, a predicted model, not a curated record